Amoebophrya sp. A120 is the source of this 2870-nucleotide messenger RNA. The record is from the annotation of a GenBank genome assembly. Lineage: Eukaryota; Dinophyceae; Syndiniales; Amoebophryaceae.
UGGAAAAGAAAGCGACACGAAGAUCUGGCAACAUUGAAGAUCAAAAAGAUCAUGGGUUCUUGAAACUACUGUUCGUGAUCACAAACGAAUUCGAUCUGAUGUCGUGCUGAUGUGCCUCCAAUUCUCUAAUUAUCAGGUCUCACAGGUGGAUAUGCGAUUCGAUUCACCAAUUGUAACUGCAUGAGUGAGUAGAGAUGCAAGAAACUACAUCAGUCGUACCUGCUCCAUAUUGACAAGGGCUCACUCACCUGCUGAUUCUAGUCCUUUAAGUAGGCCUUUAUUUUUCACUUGGAACCUCUUCAACGUACUAUCUGUCGUUUAUUGACUAGUGAUCGUCACGGAACGCGACAUUGAACAAAAUGGAAGAGGCAAAACAGGCCCUGGCGACCGCGGAGUCCCGCAAAGAGCGUCUCACCAUCGUAAAAGAGGUUGCAACGAACGCGAGGUGCACGCUGGAGCAGAAACUCACCUUCAUUUUCGGCGUCUUUUUGAACAACGAGAUCAAGAACGACAAGGAAUUUCCAGUCAGCGAAUUCGAGGCGGCUCUGCAAGCUUUGUUCUCCGCAGAAACGACGGAGCAGGCACAGGACGCCGUGCUGGAAACCUACUUGCUCGCGCACUUAGAUCUGCUGCACUACUUCCUGGGCUUCCUGUGCAAUGAGUUUAAAAACAAGGUAUAGUACAUUAUACAAGAUGUUAUUUUUUUCUCGGUCUUGGCGCAGGCGCUUUAUGUGUUGCGUAAAAGCGACGGACUUGUUUUGUUCGUAUUUGAACCAAUGACUAACGCAAGAACGCCAACGUGGACCACGUGACCUCUAUCGCCGUAUCCUCUCUGCUUUUUACGAUAACAUUUGCAAUACAAAUCGACCACAGGCAAGCUUCGACCACGCUUUGUAUUUUGAGCUGCUUCGAAAGAUUGGCGUUUGGCUGAUGGGGGAGGGUUUGCUAGAGCAGACCGCAGUCGAGGGCGAGGAGGAUUUGCCGUUAUUCUUUCCCGAGCUCUCGAAGAAGAAUUUUAAUAUCCUGAGUAAAAACGUACCCACACCAUAGUUGUCAUGCAAAUCGGCAUGCUUCAAAUGUUUCUCAUGCGGAGCCCCAUGAGAAGCAUUUUCUAAUGGUGUUUUGAAAUUUGUCAUGCUCCAAUCAGCAUGAGAGACUAGAUCUGUAAUGCUGUUGAACUAGCUCAAACAGUACUACGCUACGCGUCCAAAUUUGUCAUGCGAAACAGCCAAAGCUUGUGGAUUUGUCUAGCCGAUUCCCCAUCUUGACUAUGGGGUGGGUACGUUUUUACAUAGGAUAUUUAAACUGAAAAAGCAAUUCACGAAAACUUGGAUGGAACUUCUGAAAGCGUUUCAUCCGGAAAGGAAAUGCGCAAAAAUCCAGGACGUGUCGCAAGUGGAAGCGAAAACAGAAAAAGCGUUGAACAGCAAACAGAAAAAGCAGUUAAUCACCGCCCGGACGGACCGACUGAAGAAAAAACUUUUACUCCACCUCACCCACAUCUUCAAGUACUUAGAAUCCCCCCUGAUCCUGGCCGACUUCUACCUGCGAGAGUUCGACCGCGGCAGUUUAGAGGUGCAGAUCUGCGCCCUGUCCGGAUUGUUGUAUUUGGUGACCGAGACGCAAUUGGAAUUCCAGGAGGAUUACUAUGACCGAUUGUACUUAUUACUCCGGCCGGAAGUGUUCGCGGUGGAGUAUCGCGUGCGGUUCCAGCGGAUCCUCGCCGCGUCCUUGAUCCAGUCCAGCUCCCUGCCCGGCCAGUCCGCCGCCUGCUUCGCCAAGAAGCUGCUGAAGAUCUGCGUGCAGGACCCCUUGGUGGACAUCCCCAGCAUCAGUUGGUGCGUCGGCCUGGCGUACAACAUUGUGCGGAAAAACGAAGCCACCUGUAAGAAGUUACUCCACCGGGAAGUGGUGGAACCAGGAGGCGGAGUUGUGCAGCCGGUAACGACCCCGAGGACGCCUUCUACAUCAUCGUCUACUGCAGCAGGACCUUCGCAAGAUCAAGAAAAGAUAGCAAGAACUUCGACGAGAAUAAGGAAUAGUGCCAACGAGCAGGAAGUGCAACAAGAUCAAGGAACUCAGCAAGGAGCCUUAUCGUCAAGUUCUGAUAUUGCGCUCGGUCUCGUCGACCAGCACAGCAAGGCAACAGGAGCUGCUUCCACAUCAGCAUCAUCCAACAUGAUGAAUGUUGGCACAACUACGACAAGCGGUGAAGAGGACAAUAACGCAUCGAUGUCAAAAUCUGCUAGAGCUCCACAUCUUCAAACCAAGCAAUUAACAGCCGACCCGUUUCUGCUGACCCACACACUCGCGCAGGCACGAAGCGUGCUCGCGCAGACGUCGCUGUGGGAGUUGGACGUGUUGGCCAAGCACCAGCACCCCCUGGUGAGCCGCCUGAUUCCCUUCUUCAAGAAUCACGCGAUGUUCAAGAAGAUCGCGCAGGGGGUGGACGUCAACGAGUUUCUGGAUUUGACCACCGACGACUUGUUGGAAAAGGAGCUGAAGCACAAGCGAAAAAACUACGACGACGUCGAGGAACUGCCGGGAUUCGCCUUCUUCCCCAGGUGUAAAAAACCGAAACUGGAGGCGAGCUACAGAAGGGACCUGGAAGACGGACUUCUACGGGUGGUCGCAACUGGGAGUACUAGCAGCAGAAAAUUAUAAGCUGCAUGCUGUGGGGGCGGGCAUAUGUGAUACAGUUGAUACAACGGAUGUUGUUCUACUUGUUCUCGACCUCUCCAAUGCGGAAAUAUCAUGCCUUGUGCAGUGCUUUGUUUUCUCUUGGUCUGGUUGAUGUAGCAGGACAACAAGAAGCGAAUGCGAGCUAGGAGAAAAAAAUGUACUUACAUUACAACGACCACAUCCGCAGA